AUGAGGGAAUCAUAUUUUUGGAGACAUGGAAGUACUGUCUAUGAUCGUUGUGGACAGAAAUGUACUUGCCUGUGGGGCAGGUACAGAAAUUGCUUCCGAAUUAGAAAAGAAUUCACAGCGAUGGCAUUUGGCGAACGAGUGCGAUACACAAGUAUUGUAAAGACUGCCUCGACUGAUCGCAGAUACAAAGCCCAAUAUGACCGUCUGAUUAAAGAACACGAGAGACUGUUUCGAUCGAGCAUCCACGAAAAGAUUUUCUUUCUUCCAUGGCAUCGUUGGUUCAUACUAGAGUAUGAAAAUCUUCUUCGAAAAAUCGAUUGCAGAUUCACUGUGGCCUAUUGGGACUGGAGUGUAGAUUCCAGUGAUCCGUGGAGCACGCACAAAUGGGAGGAUGUUUGGCACAGUGUCACUGGGUUUGGCGGGAAUGGCGUAGGUACGGAACGUUGCGUGAAGACUGGACCUUUCAGACAUGGCGCGUGGGUACCCGUGUCAUCCACGGGAGCGAAGUGCUUAACACGUAAUUUCAAUGGUUCACCUCCAGAUGAUGUCGCUGUGCAGGAGGUUGUACUCAUGAACGACUUUACUAAUUUUGAACUCGCGCUCAGGACUGAACUCCAUGACAACGUGCACUGUCGGAUCAGCGGCACCAUGUGCACCGUGCAAUCUGCAUCUGCUCCGGAGUUCUUCCUUCACCACGGCUUUGUCGACAAAAUCUGGGACGACUGGCAGAAAAGAAGCAUUAGCAAUAGGUUUGCUUACUUUCCUUACAUUGACAGACGGAUGUCAGGUACACCAUAUUUCCCAAAAGCGCUUAUUAAUCUUAGACAACAACCGGGAGGCGUUCGAGUCGAGUAUCCACCGUCACAGAAAGAAAACAGGAUGAUGAAUCGUUUGAAAGGUCUAAGUUUUACCCAGCUGCGUGCCCUUCCACGCAAGCCGUUCACGCCGCUUGGUCCAAGGGCUGUCCGCCUGUUCCAUGUCAGUCAGUCUGAGGUUAUCAAGGCGAAACAAUUGGAGAAAUUGCUUCAGCCUCGCAAGUCACUGUAAUUAUAACGCAGAGCUUGAAAUCUCAUCAUAAUCUGUUAUUAUAGACUAUUCAUGUAUUACAAUAAACGAGAAGAAUGAAGUUGCUGGAUAAAUCUUGUUCGAGUAUUAAUGUGAAUCUCUCUUCUAUCUUCUCUCAUUGAUAAUUCCACGGGCCUUUCAUUUGAGAAUUUUCAGAGACACUAAUAUUCAGUCUUUUAAAAAAUAUUUCUCUUGAUGUCUCGAGAGAAAUAUCCAAGUAAAUGGUAAAUUAUCUUAGGAUGUUAAUUCAGCGAAUUUCGAAGGUAGAAAGAUAAAAAAUUAAAGUGCUUCAGCGACUGUU
This is a messenger RNA of Stylophora pistillata, 1366 nucleotides long. RefSeq lists its product as uncharacterized. Lineage: Eukaryota; Metazoa; Cnidaria; Anthozoa; Scleractinia; Pocilloporidae. Gene Ontology annotation, molecular function: oxidoreductase activity. The record is from RefSeq and is a predicted model, not a curated record.